GCCUGGUGCUCUGCCUCUUCCCCCCCACCCCACGCACAAGGCUGCUAUAUCCAGUCUGGCUUCAGCGGCAGCCUGAAAACACACAGAGGUUGUCUGUGGAGGAGGAAAGAGAGAAGUCGAAAGAGCAUCUCGUUUGGUAGCUGCAGUAGCAGCCGCCGCAGCUACAACCACCGGUUUUCCCGGGGGAAACUCCAGAGUUGGAGGGGGCUGUUCUUCAAGAGGAGACAGAGGCCAGGAAAAGGCCAUGACUGAGCUGCAGCCGUUGGGGAAAACCUUCCCAAGGGGAUCUCUUCUUUUCUUCUGCCUGCUGGGCCUGGCCUGCUUCUGGCUGCCCGCCAGCUGCCGGCGAGCCCCGAGACCACCUCCCUGCCCCCCCAGCUGUUCUUGCACGAGAGACACUGCCUUCUGUGUGGACUCAAAGAGCAUACCCAAGAAUCUGCCCCGAGAUGUCAUUUCACUGACUCUGAUAAAUGCAGCUUUCAGCGAAAUCAAAGAAGGCGCUUUUGCUCACCUUCCAUUUCUGCAGUUCCUCCUGCUCAACUCCAAUAAAUUUACCACGAGCAUUGGAGACAAUCGCUUUCUUCCAUGGGACUUCCUCACACCACUGUUCAUAGAGAACAACGACAUCCGGUCUCUGUCAAAAAACACCUUCCGUGGACUUAAAUCCCUGACACACCUAUCUUUGGCCCACAACAACCUGCAGACGCUGCCCAGAGACCUCUUGAAGCCGUUGGACAUCUUAAGUGAUCUAGAUCUCCGAGGCAAUGCCUUGACUUGCGAUUGCAAAACCAAGUGGUUGGUGGAGUGGAUGGAAAGCUCCAACACCACCGUACCUGCCAUCUUCUGUGGCAGCCCCCCUCAGUACCAAGGGCACAAGGUCCGAGACCUUCCACUCAAGGAUUUUGAUUGCAUCACUACAGAUUUUAUGGUGUACCAGGUCCUGCCUUUCCAAUCAGUGUCUGCUGAGCCCUUUGUCUAUGCUAGUGAUCUCUACGUGGCUUUGGCCCAGCCAAGCUCCAGCAGUUGUACCAUCCUCAAGUGGGACUAUGUUGAGCGCAAGCUGCGUGACUUUGACCGCAUCCCAGCUCACUCAGCUGUCUACUGCAAGCCGAUAGUGGCUGAGUUGCAGCUGUAUGUUGUGGUAGCCCAGCUCUUUGGUGGCUCCUAUAUCUACCGCUGGGACACUAACAUCGACAAGUUCAUCAAGAUCCAAGACAUCGAUAGCCAGAAGAUCCGGAAGCCCAAUGACAUUGAAGCCUUCCAGAUUGAGGGUGAAUGGUUCUUUGUCAUUGCUGAUAGCUCCAAAGCUGGCUCCACCAGCCUCUACCGCUGGAACCAGAAUGGUUUCUAUCCCCACCAGGACCUGCAUUCUUGGCACCGAGAUACUGACGUAGAAUAUGUGGAGAUAGACGGCAAGCCCCGCCUCAUCAUCUCCAGCAGCUCCCAGGUGCCCAUUAUCUACCAAUGGAACCGCUCGCAGAAGCAGUUUGUCCACCUGGGCGAUGUGGCAGAUGUGAUGGACAUACAGAUGGUCAAGCAUUUCCGGAUCAAGAGGGACAACUAUUUGUGCCUGAGCCGCUACAUUGGUGACUCCAAAGUGGUCAAAUGGGAGGGGAUGCAAUUCACAGAGCUGCAGACCUUGCCCUCCCGAGGUUCCAUGGUCAUGGAGCCUUUUCGUAUCGCUCAGCAUCAGUACUUGGCACUGGGCAGUGACUUCUCUUUUACCCAUAUCUACCUCUGGGACGAAAAGAAGCAGAAGUUUGUCAAGUUCCAGGAACUCUCUGUCCAAGCUCCACGAGCAUUCCACCCGAUUCCCUUGGAAGGCAUGGAUAUUCUGCUAGCACCCAGUUUCAAAGGAAACACAUUGGUCUACAAACAUAUUGUGGUGGACCUCAGCUUGUAGGAUGGGUAGACAACUGUCUUUCCCUAUAAACACACACACACUUAUACACACAAAGACAUGCCACGUGAGGUGCCCUUCAGCUGAAAGGCAUCAGAGCACUAUAAUCACACAGAGCAAAGUUGCUUCCUCACAGUCCCUUGAAUACCCUCCCUUGUAUACGCUUCUCUCUUUGGUGUGAGUGAAUCGAUGCCCUUUGUGAUGCACAGGCUUCAACACAGUAUGAAAGGGAACCAACACACACAAACACACACUCUCUUCUCUACUGACUUGAAUGCAUAUGCAACAACACACUUGCAGAUUGCAGAUUUUAUAACUCUACGUCCAUGCCUCCUCCACCUCACAAAUCAUAAAGGUAGCUGGGACAAAAUUUUGCAUUAAUACAAGUUCUAGAAAAUUUUUAAAAUUGGAAAUUCAGAUUUUAAGAUGCAGAUUUUAAAUAGGAGAUUUUACACGACUUUUCCCCUCUCCAAAUUUCUUUCAGAGUCAGUGAGAGCAUCGAAGAGUCUCUUACCACACACAAAUGUGCUAUACCUCAUUAGGAAGAAAGUCCAAAAUAUGAGUCAUGACCUUCCAUGAACUAUUUGGAAUCUGAUAAUGAGAAUCUGAUAUUUGAACAAGGGCUUUUAUUUAUUUUUUUCUUGAUUGAAACUCCAGUCUUGGUGCCACGUUUUGGGCACUGGAACACUAUGCACACUCAAUUGCACACCAAAAUCUCAUUACAAUAUUUAGCAUUCAUGUACUUCCCUUACGCAGUGAUUCAUUGAGUGUGCAUGUGAUGAAAGGCUGGGUGGCAAUUGAAUGGGGACACAACAUUUCUGGAUGUAAUUCACUGACCAGGAUCCUAACAGGUUCUGCUUGUGUAUGGAAAUUUUUCUGCGCAUUUCUAUGUCAUCAUGACGAAUUAAUCCUUUCAGUGCCAAAUUUUACAUUAGAAGAAACCAUCUAACCUCCCACUUGUUUUUAUUCAAAUUAAAACCUCUUCCGGGACCUAAACCAGUCUAUAAUGUGCAUGGAAAAUCUACAUCGGCUAAAAUUUAUGUUCAGUUUCUCUUCCACUUAACAACACAAAGAUGUAUACCAAAUAGCAUAACAGAGAUGCUCCGAUGCUCAUGUUACAGUCAGCUGGGGAAGUCACGCAAACCAGUUAUCUACAUACACUUUGCUCAAUAGGUCUGUACUACAGCAGGUGCCACGAGGGAGGGGACUACUUUUGUAUGACUCAUCAAGAAUAAUAAAAUCCACGCGUGCAGAAAAUGAGCUUAUCGGGGAAAUGUUUAGGCUGGAGUUAAUCUCCCUGAAUCUGGUUUUCUCUGCGUAGGAAGUUUUGUUCUGUUUUUAAGGGGGAACGUUGUUUUUAAGUUGGGGGAACACCUGCAGCCUGAAGUGAGGUAGCCCAGGAACAGGUUUAACAUGUGAUGUUGUGUAGACUGGCUGUUAGGACACAUCGACAUAGUUCUAAUUUAAAUGUUUUAAAAUGUCUGCAAACCAAACUACACAUUAUAUGCAAAUUUAUGUAA
Messenger RNA from Sphaerodactylus townsendi, 3420 nucleotides. It is a transcript of the gene LGI3, whose product is annotated as leucine rich repeat LGI family member 3. The transcript is spliced from 8 exons. NCBI's taxonomy places the organism in Eukaryota, Metazoa, Chordata, Lepidosauria, Squamata, Sphaerodactylidae. The record is from RefSeq and is a predicted model, not a curated record. Gene Ontology annotation, molecular function: protein binding. Bases 245 to 1903 code for a protein of 552 amino acids. Gene Ontology annotation, cellular component: synaptic vesicle. Gene Ontology annotation, biological process: regulation of exocytosis.